AUGACAGGGUUCUAUCUGCAAAGCCAAAUUUCCUGAGUGAGACCAAUCUUCAGAAGGCUAUCCAUGAGAGCCCUCAGAUGUUCAACAUCAUUUCCGGUAAUCCCUUCUUUCCACAUCCCAGAACACUGGAAAAAUACGGACAGGGCAAACCUGAGUCAAGGGGUUGAUUUUGAGCUCUUGGGCCUCACCAAUGACCCCCAGCUGCAGAUGCUGCUCUUCGUAGUGUUCCUGGGCAUGUACACUAUCACUUUGUUGGGGAAUCUGGUCAUGUUCCUUCUGAUCCAUGUGAGUACACCCCUGCACACACCCAUGUACUCUCUCCUAAAGAGCCUUUCCUUCUUGGAUUUCUGCUACUCUUCCACAGUUGUCCCCCAGACCCUGGUGAACUUCUUUUCCAAGAGGAAGGUAAUCUCCUACUUUGGCUGCAUGGCUCAGAUGUUCUUCUAUGCGGGCUUUGCCACCACUGAGUGCUACCUCAUUGCUGCCAUGGCCUAUGACCGUUAUGCUGCUAUUUGUAACCCCUUGCUCUACCCAAUCACCAUGUCUUCUGAGGUCUGCACCUCUCUGAUUGCUGGCUCCUACAGUGCAGGAUUUCUCAAUUCCCUUAUCCACACAAGCUGUAUCUUUAGCUUGAAGUUUUGUGGUGCUCACGUGGUUACUUACUUCUGUGAUGGACCGCCCAUCCUGUCCCUCUCUUGUGUGGACAUCCUGUGUGAGAUCCUGCUCUUCAUUUUUGCUGGUUUCAACCUUUUGAGCUGCACCCUCACCAUUUUGGUCUCCUAUCUUUUCAUCCUCAUCACCAUUUUGAGGAUGAACUCAGCCCAGGGCAGGUUCAAGGCAUUUUCCACCUGUGCCUGCCACUUCACUGCUGUCUGUCUCUUCUAUGGCACAACACUUUUUAUGUAUCUGUGCCCCAGGUCCAGCUACUCACUGACCCAAGACCACACAGUUGCUGUGAUGUACACAGUGGUGAUUCCAAUGCUGAACCCCUUGAUCUACUCUUUGAGAAAUAAGGAUGUAAAGGAGGCUUUAAGAAAGGUUUUGGGCAGGAAAACAAUGGGAUGA
Messenger RNA from Orycteropus afer afer, 1065 nucleotides. Its product is annotated as olfactory receptor 5AU1. NCBI's taxonomy places the organism in Eukaryota, Metazoa, Chordata, Mammalia, Tubulidentata, Orycteropodidae. Gene Ontology annotation, molecular function: odorant binding; G protein-coupled receptor activity; olfactory receptor activity. Gene Ontology annotation, biological process: sensory perception of smell; G protein-coupled receptor signaling pathway. The record is from RefSeq and is a predicted model, not a curated record. Gene Ontology annotation, cellular component: membrane.